Molecule: messenger RNA, 2832 nt
Organism: Marmota monax (woodchuck)
Lineage: Eukaryota; Metazoa; Chordata; Mammalia; Rodentia; Sciuridae
Gene: Grm6
Product: glutamate metabotropic receptor 6
Exons: 10
Coding region: 1-2637 (878 amino acids)
Biological process (GO): regulation of synaptic transmission, glutamatergic; G protein-coupled glutamate receptor signaling pathway
Cellular component (GO): membrane
Molecular function (GO): adenylate cyclase inhibiting G protein-coupled glutamate receptor activity
Source: RefSeq, a predicted model, not a curated record
AUGGCGCGGCCCCGGAGCGCUGGGGAGUCACUGCUGCUGGCGCUGCUGCCGCCGCUGGCUUGGUUGGCGCAGGCGGGCCUGGCGCGCGCCGCAGGGUCGGUGCGCCUGGCAGGCGGGCUCACGCUGGGUGGCCUGUUUCCUGUGCACGCGAGGGGCGCAGCCGGCAGGGCGUGCGGUCAGCUGAAGAAGGAGCAGGGCGUACACCGGCUCGAAGCCAUGCUGUAUGCGCUGGAUCGCGUGAACGCUGACCCGGAGUUGUUGCCUGGCGUGCGCCUGGGCGCGCGGUUGCUGGAUACCUGCUCUCGGGACACGUACGCCCUGGAGCAGGCGCUGAGCUUCGUGCAGGCGCUGAUCCAAGGCCGUGGCGACGGCGAGGAGGCGAGCGUGCGCUGCCCUGGGGGCGUCCCUCCGCUGCGAGCUGCGCCCCCGGAGCGAGUGGUGGCUGUCGUGGGAGCUUCGGCAAGCUCGGUCUCUAUCAUGGUUGCCAAUGUCCUGCGCCUGUUUGCGAUACCCCAGAUAAGCUACGCCUCCACGGCGCCAGAGCUCAGCGACUCCACACGCUUCGACUUCUUCUCCCGAGUGGUACCACCCGACUCCUACCAGGCCCAGGCUAUGGUGGACAUUGUGCGGGCACUGGGAUGGAACUAUGUGUCUACUUUGGCCUCUGAAGGCAACUAUGGCGAGAGCGGUGUUGAGGCCUUUGUGCAGAUUUCCAGGGAGGCUGGGGGGGUCUGUAUUGCCCAGUCCAUCAAGAUUCCCAGGGAACCAAAGCCAGGAGAAUUCAACAAGGUGAUCAGGAGACUCAUGGAGACACCCAACGCACGAGGGAUCAUCAUCUUUGCCAAUGAGGAUGACAUCAGGAGGGUCCUGGAGGCAGCACGCCAGGCCAACCUGACUGGGCACUUCUUGUGGGUUGGCUCAGACAGCUGGGGAUCCAAGAUCGCACCCAUUCUGAACCUAGAGGAUGUGGCUGUGGGGGCUAUCACUAUCCUGCCCAAAAGGGCCUCCAUUGACGGAUUUGACCAAUACUUUAUGACUCGCUCCCUGGAGAACAACCGCAGGAAUAUCUGGUUUGCUGAGUUCUGGGAAGAAAAUUUUAACUGCAAACUGACCAGUUCAGGUAGCCAGUCAGAUGAUACCACCCGCAAAUGCACAGGUGAAGAACGCAUCGGCCAGGACUCUGCCUACGAGCAGGAGGGGAAGGUGCAGUUUGUGAUUGAUGCCGUGUACGCCAUUGCCCACGCCCUCCACAGCAUGCACCAGGCACUGUGCCCUGGGCAUAUAGGCCUGUGCCCAGCAAUGGAACCCACUGAUGGCCGGACGCUGCUGCAGUAUAUUCGAGCUGUCCGCUUUAAUGGCAGCGCGGGAACCCCAGUGAUGUUCAAUGAGAAUGGAGAUGCGCCCGGGCGAUACGACAUCUUCCAGUACCAGGCAACAAAUGGCAGUGCCAGCAGUGGCGGGUACCAGGCUGUGGGCCAAUGGGCAGAGGUCCUCAGGCUGGACGUGGAAGCCCUGCAGUGGUCAGGCGACCCACGCGAGGUUCCCAUUUCCCAAUGCAGCCUCCCCUGUGUGCCGGGUGAGCGUAAAAAGAUGGUGAAGGGUGUUCCCUGUUGUUGGCACUGCGAGGCCUGCGAUGGGUACCGCUUCCAGGUGGAUGAGUUCACCUGUGAGGCCUGUCCCGGGGACAUGAGGCCCACGCCCAAUCACACCGGCUGCCGCCCCACGCCCGUGGUGCGCCUGACCUGGUCCUCCCCUUGGGCUGCCCCGCCCCUCCUCCUGGCGGUGCUGGGGAUCAUGGCCACCACCACGGUGGUGGCCACCUUUGUACGGCACAACAACACCCCCAUCGUCCGCGCUUCUGGCCGCGAGCUCAGCUACGUGCUCCUCACCGGUAUCUUCCUCAUCUAUGCCAUCACCUUCCUCAUGGUGGCAGAGCCAGGGGACGCCGUCUGUGCCGCCCGCAGGCUCUUCCUGGGCCUGGGCACCACUCUCAGCUACUCCGCCUUGCUCACCAAGACCAACCGCAUCUACCGGAUCUUUGAGCAAGGGAAGCGCUCGGUCACACCCCCGCCUUUCAUCAGCCCCACCUCGCAGCUCCUCAUCACCUUCAGCCUCACCUCCCUGCAGGUGGUGGGUGUGAUAGCAUGGCUGGGGGCCCAGCCCCCACACAGCAUUAUUGACUACGAGGAACAGCGGACGGUGGACCCGGAGCAGGCCAGAGGGGUGCUCAAGUGUGACAUGUCGGAUCUGUCUCUCAUCGGCUGCCUGGGCUACAGCCUCCUGCUCAUGGUCACGUGCACUGUGUAUGCCAUCAAGGCUCGCGGUGUGCCUGAGACCUUCAACGAGGCCAAGCCCAUUGGCUUCACCAUGUACACCACCUGCAUCAUCUGGCUGGCUUUUGUGCCUAUCUUCUUUGGCACUGCCCAGUCAGCUGAAAAGAUCUACAUCCAGACCACUACACUGACUGUGUCCUUGAGCCUGAGUGCAUCGGUGUCCCUCGGCAUGCUCUACGUGCCCAAGACCUACGUCAUCCUGUUCCAUCCAGAGCAGAACGUGCAGAAGCGGAAGCGGAGCCUCAAGGCAACCUCCGCUGCGGCUGCCCCACCCAAGGGCGAGAACGUGGAGAACCCCAAGUAGCAGGGUGGUGGGUGAAUGGGGCUGGCUGCUCUCUCUUCUCCUCUGCCUCCCACUUCCUAGUGGGAGCUGUAGAGUCUGGGUCCACAGUGAACAAUCAGAGGCAGAGAGUUCAUGAAGCCCAUACCCAGCAUGGAUGGGCUGGCCUUAAGAAAGAACUGGAGCCUCACUUCACGUUUGAGCUCUGCUUUUCUAUGU